GUCCAGGUUAAAGUUCCACAGCGUUUGUUAGGUUCACAGGAGCAUCACGAGAGACAGGAGCUGGAGGAGUGUUGCCACAUUUAAAGUAAUAAAACGUAGCAAAGAAAGAUAAACAAGACCAGAGAGGUGUAUACUUUGACUCAAAGUCUUGACAUGGCCACCCCUACAGCCACCGAUGUGGAGCAAGAAAAAGCAGCUCCUGCUCAGGAUGACAUGGAGCCGCAGCUGAGAUACCGCCUGGAGCGCCCGGUCUACGAUGAAGCCAACAUACGUUCGCAGCUUCUUCAUUGUAAAGACAAGAACUCUACCACUGCCCGACAGAGACUGUUACAGCAUCUCCGGUGUUCUUCAAAGAGGGCCAAAGCAGCAGUUCUGAGCUUUCUGCCUAUUCUAACAUGGCUGCCAACCUAUCCAGUCAAGGAGUACCUACUUCACGAUGUGGUCUCGGGUCUCAGCACUGGAGUUGUGCAGCUCCCUCAGGGUCUAGCCUAUGCCAUGUUAGCCGCUGUACCUCCAGUUUAUGGUCUGUACUCCUCGUUUUACCCUGUCCUCCUCUACACCUUCUUUGGCACAUCCAGGCACAUAUCUAUAGGUACUUUUGCUGUCAUAAGUCUGAUGAUUGGCGGUGUUGCUGUGAGGGAGGCUCCAGACUCGAAGUUCUACUCUCUGCCAGCCAAUGGCACCAACAUGUCUGCCAUCUUGGAUGUAGAGGGUCGUGAUGCCAGGAGGGUCCAGGUGGCUGUGAUGCUCACAACAAUGGUGGGAAUUUUCCAGAUUGUUCUAGGUCUUUUCAGGUUUGGCUUUGUGGUGAUCUACCUCACAGAACCUCUUGUGCGAGGCUUCACCACAGCAGCUUCUGUGCACGUUGUCGUCUCCCAGCUGAAGUACCUGCUAGGGGUGAAGACGCAACGCUUCAGCGGCCCGUUCUCUGUGAUUAAUAGUGUCAAAGCGGUAUUCAGCGUCAUCACCAGCACCAACAUCAGCACUCUCAUCAUGGGCCUCAUUUGCAUCAUCUUCUUAUAUGGAAUCAAAGUAAUCAAUGAACGCUUUAAAAAGAAACUGCCCAUGCCCAUUCCUGGAGAGCUUAUUGUGGUCAUCAUAUCAACUGGUGUCUCAUACGGUCUCUCUAUGUCGGAGGACUACAAAUUGGAUGUGGUCGGUAAAAUACCAACAGGGCUCCUUCCUCCUGCUGUUCCAGAGUUGUCACUGAUACCCAGUUUGGUUGCAGAUGCCUUCGCUAUUGCAGUUGUAGGAUUCUCAAUGGGAAUCUCUUUGGCAAAGAUUUUUGCCCUGAAGCAUGGCUACAGUGUGGAUGGAAACCAGGAGCUGUUUGCCCUCGGUCUGUGUAACUUCAUCAGCUCCUUCUUCCACACGUUCACUGUCACUUGUUCGAUGUCAAGAAGUCUUGUGCAGGAGAGCACUGGGGGAAAAACACAGAUUGCAGGUUUGCUGUCGUCUCUCGUUGUGCUGGUGGUGGUGGUGGCUAUUGGUUUUAUUUUCCAACCACUGCCUCAGUGCGCACUGGCAGCCAUCAUCAUGGUGAACCUGAUAGGGAUGUUUAAACAGUUCAGAGAUAUUCCUACUUUGUGGAGGGCGAGCAGGAUUGAACUGGCGAUUUGGUUGGUGUCCUUCAUGGCCUCUGUACUCUUGGGUCUAGAUUACGGCUUAUUGGUGGCCAUCAUGUUCGCUAUAUUAACCGUCAUCUACAGAACCCAAAGACCUAAUACUGCCAUCCUGGGCCAUGUUCCUGGUACAGGGCUGUACUAUGACGUGGAUGAAUAUGAAGAGGCAUUGGAGUGUGCAGGGAUUAAAAUUUUCCACUCCAACUCUUCAAUCUACUUUGCCAACUGUGACCUUUAUGUGAACACCCUCAAAGAGAAGAGCGGUCUAAACCCCAGCCAUCUGCAAGCUUCCCGACAAGCCCUGAAAAAAUCAAAGAAGGAACACGCCAGUCCGAAUUCUCAAGUAACAUUCACACAUGCCAAUCACAUUGUUACUCAUGAGGUUUUGUCCUACAACCACGUGGAGGAGGAACCGAGGAACGGCCAUUUAGAAAAUGGACAAAACACAACAGACUUGGAGCAGCAUGUCUUUCUUGAGCCUGUGAGCCCGGUUCAUUCUAUCAUUUUGGACUGGACACCUGCCAGCUUCAUUGACUCUGUGGGAGCCAAGGCCAUCAAACAGGUUAUCAAAGAAUAUGCGGCGGUUGAUGUUCGGGUGCUCAUUGCUGGAUGUAGCAGAACACUGGUGGCUCAGCUGGACACUUUGCAGUUCUUCAAUGGAGUCGUGACCCAGCAGAUUGUCUUCCCAACCAUCCAUGAUGCUGUACUGUAUUGUCAGCACACAACCCUGGCCAAUGAAACCAGCUGUUACAUCACUGAGGUCUAAUCGUAGGAAUGUCCAGACUUGGAGCUGCGAAUCUGUGCACCUGUGGUGAACUUGUCUCCAUGGGUGAGAUAAAGUUAACAGUGAUUCAUAUUGAAUAGGUUUUGACAUGAAGCACUCCUGAUGAUCUGAUCACCUCCUGAGGUGGUGAGACCAAACAGUUCUGAGGAUUCUGUUUCAUUUGGUCAUGUGGGUCACAAAACAAU
This is a messenger RNA of Thalassophryne amazonica, 2591 nucleotides long. It is a transcript of the gene slc26a5, whose product is annotated as solute carrier family 26 member 5. Gene Ontology annotation, cellular component: membrane. The record is from RefSeq and is a predicted model, not a curated record. The transcript has 18 exons. Gene Ontology annotation, biological process: transmembrane transport. The coding region runs from base 154 to 2388 and encodes 744 amino acids. Lineage: Eukaryota; Metazoa; Chordata; Actinopteri; Batrachoidiformes; Batrachoididae. Gene Ontology annotation, molecular function: chloride transmembrane transporter activity; secondary active sulfate transmembrane transporter activity; oxalate transmembrane transporter activity.